Messenger RNA from Vicia faba (fava bean), 1239 nucleotides. The record is from the annotation of a GenBank genome assembly. Lineage: Eukaryota; Viridiplantae; Streptophyta; Magnoliopsida; Fabales; Fabaceae.
AUGGCUGCGGUGGUGAUUGACGGCAUGGCUAAAAGGAAGAAAUAUGAAGAUAAUGACAAUGACUCUUUGUCAUCAUAUAAUAAUACUAAGAAACGUCGUGUUGUUUGGUCAGAUGAUCUUCAUGCAAAGUUUGUUGAAGCUGUUAACCUACUUGGGUUACAUGAUGUUGUUCCCAAAAAAAUAGUUGGUUUGAUGAAUGUUGAUGGCAUUACUAGCAAACAUGUCGCAAGCCAUCUCCAGAAAUAUAGACUCGGUAAGAAAAAGGCUGCUCAAAAGGUUCCUUCAACACUCACUCAACAGCCUACUCAAUCUCAAUACAUGAACAUCCAUCCAUCAAGUUUACUCCUCCAUAACAAAAAGUCUGUUGACAAGGUUCCUUCAACACUUAUUCAGCCUACUCAAUCUCAAAACAUCCAUCCAUCAUACAAGUUUCCGGUAAAUGAAACCUCAACUCUACUCCUCCCUAACAAAAUGCCUCUCCAUCAAUUUCCCACAGAAAUUUAUUCGCCGGCUGCUUUGAACAUGAGUGGAGUUGCUCCUUCACCACCAUCAUCCACCUUUCCUAUAUAUCAUCAAACCUCUACUUUUCCAACUAACAACUCAUUUAACAUUCAUCCAUCAUACAAUUUUCCUGUUAAUCAAACCUCAACUUUACUCCUCCCUAACAAAAUGCCUCUCCAUCAAUCUCACCCACAAGUUUACUCUCCAUCCGGUUUGAACAUGAGUGGUCGGAGUCCUACUCAGUUUCAUAAUAUCAUCCAUCCACCACCAUCCACCUUUCCUAUAUAUCAUCAAACCUCUACUUUAUUUCAACCUCUUCUUAACCAAUCUACAUCUCCACCUGCAUUGGCAACAACUUUCGACUUCCAUGACAUUAGGGCUACUAACUUCCCUUUUGUUGGAUCUGCUUCUUCCAAAAGCACAAGCAUUUCGGAUUAUGAUUGGUAUACAAUAUACAUGAAAACAGAACCUCAGUUUCAUCCACUUCCCAACAAUUCUUUGCCGGUAUCAGAUUCUAACAAAACAAGUCAAAUGAGUUCACUGCAGACAGAGCCAUUUAUUGAUGUUUCGGAUUAUAAUUUGGAAGACGACACUAACAUCGAUAUUUCGGAUUAUAAUUUGUGUAGUGAAAAUAGUCCUAUUGACUUUUCAGUUGAAAAAACAAAUUGUAACUCUUUAGAGUGGGAAUGCCUAGAAGAAGAUCUCAUAAAUGUUAUGAAGCUGCCAUCACUAUGUUGA